Molecule: messenger RNA, 1926 nt
Organism: Malania oleifera
Lineage: Eukaryota; Viridiplantae; Streptophyta; Magnoliopsida; Santalales; Ximeniaceae
Product: probable glycerol-3-phosphate acyltransferase 3
Exons: 2
Coding region: 28-1617 (529 amino acids)
Biological process (GO): cutin biosynthetic process
Cellular component (GO): membrane
Molecular function (GO): glycerol-3-phosphate 2-O-acyltransferase activity; phosphatase activity
Source: RefSeq, a predicted model, not a curated record
CUCCUUGCACAAAAUAAGAACAAAAAAAUGGCUGGAAAGCUUUUCCCGUUUCAUGCUCUUUCAUUGUUUUUUGUUUUGUUUAGAAGACCAGGAAACCCACUCUCUUUCCAGGGAAAGCUCAUCAGCAACCCCCGUGCAAAUACCCAGUUGAAAUUUCAAAAGUACUCCUCUCUUGUCCACAGGCUGCCCAGGUUUUCAGACUAUGCUUUGAUUUUUCAUAUGGAGGGUGCACUGCUGAGAUCAUCUUCACUCUUUCCUUGGUUCAUGUUGGUGGCUUUUGAAGCUGGAGGGAUCUUAAGAGCUCUUGUUCUGUUUCUUUUGUACCCUCUUAUUUGCCUUCUUGGUGAAAAGCCGCAGCUUGAAGCAAUGGUCUUUAUAUGUUUUUUUGGCAUCAGAAAGGAAGAGUUUAGAAUUGGGAGAACUGUUCUGCCCAAGUUCUUCCUAGAAGAUGUUGGGUGUGAAGGCUUGGAGGUGGUGUUGAGAUGUGGGAAAAAGGUGGGGGUGAGUGACUUGCCUAGAGUUAUGGUGGAAGGGUUCUUGAGAGAUUACCUAGGGGUUGAUUUUGUGGUUGGAAGAGAGUUAAAGGUUGUCUGUGGGUAUUUUGUGGGUCUAAUGGAGGAAAAGAGGAGUGCAAUUGCUUUGAAUGAUAUCUUUGGAGACAAGAAAACAGAUUCUUCUACAAUCGGUAUUGGUUCCCUGAAAACGUCUCUUGAUGAACAACUCUUUUUACGUUGUGAGGAGGUUUACAUGGUGACUGAAGCUGAGAAGAGUAUCUGGAAGAUCCUCCCAAAGGACAAGUACCCAAAGCCAUUGAUCUUCCAUGAUGGAAGAUUGGCUUUCAGGCCAACCCCUCUUUCCACCCUAGUCAUGUUCUUAUGGCUCCCUCUCGGGUUCUUCCUUUUCAUCACCAGAGUCUUUUUUGGCUUACUAUUGCCUUACAACCUCUCCUCUCCCAUUCUGGCCUUCACUGGCACCAGAAACACAAUAUCAUCGUCGGCACCCCAUACUGCAACCAUGAACAGUGAAGAAAAUAAAGCAAGGGGCAUACUCUAUGUAUGCAACCACAGAACCCUUCUUGACCCAAUCUAUGUGGCAGCUACUCUCAUGAAAAAUAUCACUGCUGUUACUUACAGCCUGAGUAAGCUCAACGAGGUGAUUUCCCCGGUCCGGACCGUCCGGCUAACCCGGGAAAGAGAGAGGGAUGCAGGGACAAUUGGAAGAGUGCUUCAACAAGGACGUGACCUUGUUGUUUGCCCUGAAGGAACCACUUGCAGGGAACCAUUUCUGUUAAGAUUUAGCCCUUUAUUUGCAGAGAUGAGUACUGAGAUCGUCCUGGUAGCGAUCGAUGUUAAGGUUAGCAUGUUUUAUGGCACAACUGCAAGUGGGCUAAAAUGUUUAGACCCAUUCUUCCAUUUUCUGAAUCCAUAUCCAGUCUAUACCCUCAAGAUACUUGGGAAGUUACCGGCGUCCAUGACAUGUGGUAUUGGUGGAAAAUCAAGGUUUGAUGUAGCUAACCAUGUGCAGGCUGAGAUUGCUAAUGCUUUAGGAUUUGAGUGCACCGGUCUUACAAGGAGGGACAAGUAUAUGAGCUUGGCUGGGAAUGAGGGGUUUAUAUAGAAAACCAAAUAUAUAGGACCAAGACCUGUAGUUGGAUAUACAUACUUACAUACAUAUAUAUAUAUAUAUAUAUAUAUAUAUAUGGAGAGAGAGAGAGAGAGAGAGAGGUACUAGUUGCUGUUUGUUCCUAAGAAAAAUACUUUCAGGGAAAGAGUGAUUUUUGGGUUUUAAACUGGUAAAAAGGCCUUGGGUUGGUUCCUUUGUUGCCUGCUGGUUUUAUAUGUAUAUUUUGUAGCACUUGGCCUUUGCCUUUAUUUGUCUUAUGUGCAUCAAAGUUGAUUAUUAUUAUUAUUAUUAUUAUUAUUAUUA